Molecule: messenger RNA, 1836 nt
Organism: Cataglyphis hispanica
Lineage: Eukaryota; Metazoa; Arthropoda; Insecta; Hymenoptera; Formicidae
Gene: Tom70
Product: mitochondrial import receptor subunit TOM70
Exons: 8
Coding region: 12-1790 (592 amino acids)
Molecular function (GO): protein binding
Source: RefSeq, a predicted model, not a curated record
UCGAAGGAAUUAUGACCGCCACGAGUGGCGUGGCCGGCAGUAGUCCGCUACCAAAAUGGCAACUCGCCCUGGUGGUCGGGGCGCCGGUCGCCCUCGGCCUCGGCUACAUGUAUUACAAGAACAAGAAUAACAGCAGCGGCAGCAGCGAUAGGAUCACCAAAUCGGAACGUGAUAAGUUCAGGAGCGGCGCGACGUCGUCCAAGGAGAAUGGGGCGACCGCCGAUAAGCAGAUCUCCAUCGACGGCGAUUGUCCACCGAAAGUGCCUUCCCCCAGUGCUGAGUCGGAGACUCCUUUACAAAAGGCGCAAAGAUACAAGAAUGAAGGGAAUGUACAAUUCAAAAUGGGAAAAUAUGAUGAAGCCAUAUCACGAUACAAUGAAGCAAUUAAUAUUUGUCCUGAUGAGAAUAAAGAAGACCUCGCAACUUUUUAUCAAAAUAGGGCAGCUGCUUAUGAACAAUUGAAAAAUUAUAAUGCUGUGAAGAAAGAUUGUACAAAAGCAUUGGAAUUAAAUCCAAAAUAUGCAAAAGCUUUGUUACGACGAGCACGUGCUUUGGAACAGUUAGGAGACUUGGAAGCUGCCUUGGAAGAUGUCACUGCCGCAUGUAUUCAUGAAGGCUUUUCUAAUCAGACUUCUCUUUCAAUGGCAGAUAAAGUUUUGGGAAAGCUUGGAAAGCAACAUGCUCAGGAAAAUUUAGCAAAAAAAAAAUUCAUAAUGCCAAGCAAACAUUUCAUCAAAACUUACAUUAUAUCUUUUCCUAAUGAUCCAGUAUUUACUAGGCUUCAACAUCCAGAAGAUAUUCCAAAAUUUUUCAAAAAACCAUUGCAAGCAUUGAAAGAUGAAGAGUAUGACGAUAUAAUACCAUUGUGCACAGAAAUUAUUAAAAGUUCCGAAUUUAACGAGUUACCUUCAUCUAAAAUGGAAGUAUUACUUUUACGAGCUACAUUUCAUCUUCUCUUGGGCGAGCACGAUGCUGCGAUUCAAGAUUUUGAGAGUAUAUUAAAUAGUGAAGAAACGUCCAAAGAUGUGAAAGUAAACGCCUUAAUAAAGAGAGCGACUUUACAUAUGCAACUUGACAAUCCAUUAAUGACUUUUAAGGACUUUGAACUAGCUAUUAGUAUGAAUCCAAAUUAUGGUGAUAUUUAUCAUCAUAGAGGACAGGUGAAUUUACUCAUGAAUAAAAUAGAUGAAGCUAAAAACGAUUAUGAAAAAGCAAUUCAUUAUAACCCAGACUUUGGUGUUGCAUAUGUGCAAAAAUGUUACACAGAUUAUCGUUUUGCAAUCUUUAACAGAGAUGUGACACUAGCAGAAGAGGCAAUGAAAGAUUUUGAAAAAGCUUUCAUAAAAUUCCCAGAUCGUUCUGAAUGUUACAUGUUGUAUGCUCAGAUGAUGGCUGAAACUCAACAAUACAAUAAAGCGGAUAUGUAUUUUGCUAAAGCAAUAGAGAUAGAUCCAAAAAAUGCAACUAUCUAUGUGCAUAGAGGCUUAUUACAAUUACAAUGGAAUGGUAAUAUCGAAAAAGCUGUGGAAUAUUUUCACAAAGCAUUAGAGACGGAUGAGAAAUGUGAGCAUGCAUAUGAAUCCUUAGGAAGUAUCGAAGUGCAAAGAGGGAACAUAGAGGAAGCAAUAAGAUUAUUUGAUAAAGCUUUGGAAUUGUGUCGUACAUCCAUGGAACUUACACAUAUAUACAGUCUUAGAGAUGCUGCAAAAACGCAACUUAAUUUACAGAAUAGAUUGGGUAUGGACAUUAUUCGAACGCCCUCCCGAUUCAUCCCGAAUCCUAUGUCUUAAAUUAUCGAAAAAUGAAAAUAAUAAAAAAGUAUGCAUUGUUACCAAA